AGUAUAUUAAUAAAAUGUCACAGAGGUUAUUUUAGGGAUAACAGAAAAUGACUCAUUAAGGGAAUCAACCGAUCAGACCCUUCUUCCAUGAACCAAGAGAGCGGACGAUGUCACCUUCACCUCCGUCAGAUGACGUUAUUGCUGCCUUCGCCUCCAUCAAAUCAACUUCUCUCCUAUUCUUUACUGACUCUCCUAAUCAUCUGCCUCCCUCCACCCUCUAAUAGCCUGCCCUCCCUCAUUAAAUCAAACUCCGAUGAUGGGAUCCAUAUGACUAGCAAUCAAAUACAAUGAUUUGUUGAGGAGUUCUAGGGCGGAGAUGAUGCAUCAAUUUCAAAUAUUGAGCGUAUACCGGAGCAGGUUCUUCACAAAAGGCAUCCGGUUACUGAAACAAUUCACUAACUUCGAUCUCUACACAAAUUCUAUCAACGAAAUUGAAUUCACAAUCAUAGAAACCUCAUCCAUUUAAAAUGUGAGGUCUUUGGUAAGCAAGGCUAAAUCAGAGCUUACAUUUAAUGUAUCUGCAACAAGUUAAAGCCCUAAAUUUGCUUGUAGCAACUCUGUGCCUCCACUUUCACCAAGAAGCCCUUCUGGUUCGCCACAUGUCACAAAACAAAGGGCGGGCCCCUCUGUUUUAAGUUCUCCUUUGAAAGUAGUUAGCGAGCUAGUCAGAGAGUUCAUACCUCAGUUUUAAGUGUAUAUAUGUGGAUGGCAAUGGGGUGCUGACUAGGAAUGAAUUACAAUUCUUCUAUGAAGAAGAGUUUCAUAGGAUGGAAUGCAUGGAUCAAGAGCUUGUUCUUUUUUAGGACAUUUUAUGUCAAAUAAUUGACAUGAUUAAACCACAGGAAGAGGCUUAUUUUACAUUACAAGACUUGAAAGGAAGCAAGCUCUCUGGAAGCACUUUCAAUAUCCUCUUUAACCUUAAUAAGUUCAUGACCUUUGAAUCCCGUGACCCUUUUCUUAUUUGCCAGGAAGAGGCUUAUUUUACAUUACAAGACUUGAAAGGAAGCAAGCUCUCUGGAAGAACUUUCAAUAUCCUCUUUAACCUUAAUAAGUUCAUGGCCUUUGAAUCCCGUGACCCCUUUCUCAUUUGCCAGGAAUGUGAGAAUCCAACAUUGACUGAAUGGGAUCGGCUUGCAUACCGGGAAUAUAUAAGGCUUUCAAUGGAGGAAGAUGUAGAUAAUGCAUCUAAUGGUAGUGGGGAUAUAUGGGAUGAGUCUCUUGAGGCUCCAUUUUGAUUUCAAUUCAAAACACUACUACUCAUUCAGAUUUUGAAAAAUUUGUGGAGAAUAUUGAAGAAGUAAAAAGCGAUAAAGUGGAGAAAAUACGGAAAUCUUGAUAUGAAGAAAUGACAUCACCGUGAAUCUUCAUAACAUUUUAUAUUUUUUAUAUUUUAUUUUGUAUUGAAUAAAAUACUUGUACUAUUAUAAUUAUAAAUUUAUUAAUAAAAAUGGGAU
Lactuca sativa (garden lettuce) is the source of this 1454-nucleotide messenger RNA. Its product is annotated as serine/threonine protein phosphatase 2A regulatory subunit B''alpha. Gene Ontology annotation, cellular component: protein phosphatase type 2A complex. Gene Ontology annotation, molecular function: protein phosphatase regulator activity. Gene Ontology annotation, biological process: protein dephosphorylation. NCBI's taxonomy places the organism in Eukaryota, Viridiplantae, Streptophyta, Magnoliopsida, Asterales, Asteraceae. The record is from RefSeq and is a predicted model, not a curated record.